GGUGACUGUGCCCAAGAAGGGUCUCAUCGACCGGGACAACGGCAUACGCGUGGGUACGCCCGAACAGUAUGCUAAACUCAAGCCGGCGUUUGUUAAACCGUACGGCACUGUCACUGCGGCUAACGAUGGGCCACUCGGGCGACCGGUUGGCCGCGGCGUUCAAAGUGUCGCGACAAGAACAGGACGACUACGCCCUGCGGUCGCACACAUUGGCCGACAAGGCCUUCAAAGCGGGUCUACUGAACGACAUCGAGCCGGUGACUGUGCCCAAGAAGGGUCUCAUCGACCGGGACAACGGCAUACGCGUGGGUACGCCCGAACAGUAUGCUAAACUCAAGCCGGCGUUUGUUAAACCGUACGGCACUGUCACUGCGGCUAACGCCAGCUUCUUGACCGACGGCGCCUCCGCUUGCCUUCUCAUGACCGAAGAGAAGGCCAAACAGUUGGGCCUCAAACCGAAGGCCUAUUUACGGGAGUUUCUGUACGUAUCGCAGGACCCGAAGGAUCAGCUACUGCUCGGCCCGGCGUACGCCACGCCGAGGAUACUCGAGAAGGCUGGCCUAACACUGAAGGAUAUCGAUGUGUUUGAGUUUCACGAGGCGUUUGCCGGCCAGAUAUUGGCCAACUUGAAGGCUCUGGACAGCGAUUGGUUCGCUAAAGAGCAUAUGAAACGAAGCGGCAAAUACGGUGCGCCCGAUAUGAGCAAGUUUAACCUGUGGGGCGGCUCCCUGUCAAUCGGCCACCCGUUUGGUGCGACUGGCGUACGACUGGUCACCACAACAGCCAAUCGACUGAUCAAAGAGGACGGCAAAUACGGACUGUUGGCUGCUUGUGCCGCCGGUGGCAUCACUUCGAUCGCUAUAGCAAUGGUAACUCAUGAGGAAUGCCAGGACUGGUCAUGUCGUGAGGCACUAGACUGUCCGCCAGCAGGACACGCCAUGAUUGUGGAGAGAUAUCCCGGAUCUUAAUUGAACGGUACCGGAGGAAUGGUUGGAAGGGGUCGGUGGCCAUCGUUUAAGCAAAUGGUUAUUUUAUAUAAUGAUUUUAAUUUGAUAACUAAUAUUGAUUUAUAUUUUUAUAAUUACUGUUACUUUUGUGUGUGUUUUUUGUCCGAG
Messenger RNA from Medioppia subpectinata, 1115 nucleotides. Lineage: Eukaryota; Metazoa; Arthropoda; Arachnida; Sarcoptiformes; Oppiidae. The record is from the annotation of a GenBank genome assembly.